GGCUCGCGGGCGGCGAGGGGGCGCCCCGAGCACCCCGCCCCCUGCUCGGGGACUUGCGCUCAAGUCGCCGGGCGUCCGAGCUCCCUCCCCAGCCGCAGCCUCGGCUGGGGGCAGCGAGAGCGGGCGAGGAGCGGCCGGCGCGCGCCCGCCCAGGGGACUUGGGGUUCGCAGAGGGGUUGUUUUCGGCUCUGACGAGGUCCCCGCCCAACCUUCAAAAUUUUGUCCAAAAGCAGACAAGAGGAUCGCCCCGCGCUGAGCCGGCUGGUGGGCAGCAGGAGGCGCCUGGUCGCCGCCGGGGCGCUGGGGGUGGUGAUGGUACUUCUGCUGGUCAUCCUCAUCCCGGUGCUGGUGAGCUCGGCCGGCACGUCGGCGCACUACGAGAUGCUGGGCACCUGCCGCAUGGUCUGCGACCCGUACGGGGGCACCAAGGCGCCCAGCACGGCCGCCACGCCCGACCGCGGCCUCAUGCAGUCCCUGCCCACCUUCAUCCAGGGCCCCAAAGGCGAGGCAGGCCGGCCCGGGAAGGCGGGCCCGCGGGGGCCCCCCGGUGAGCCCGGGCCGCCGGGCCCCGCGGGCCCCCCGGGCGAGAAGGGCGAGCCCGGCCGCCAAGGCCUGCCGGGCCCUCCCGGGGCGCCCGGCCUGAACGCGGCCGGGGCCAUCAGCGCCGCCACCUACAGCACGGUGCCCAAGAUCGCCUUCUACGCCGGCCUCAAGCGGCAGCACGAAGGCUACGAGGUGCUCAAGUUCGACGACGUGGUCACCAACCUCGGUAACCACUACGAUCCCACCACGGGCAAGUUCACCUGCUCCAUCCCGGGCAUCUACUUCUUCACCUACCACGUCCUGAUGCGCGGAGGGGAUGGCACCAGCAUGUGGGCCGAUCUCUGCAAAAACAACCAGGUGCGUGCUAGCGCGAUCGCCCAAGACGCUGAUCAGAAUUACGACUAUGCGAGCAAUAGUGUGGUUCUUCAUUUGGAGCCAGGAGACGAAGUCUACAUCAAAUUAGAUGGUGGGAAAGCCCACGGAGGAAACAACAACAAAUACAGCACAUUUUCUGGAUUUAUUAUCUAUGCUGACUGAUCAUGCAAAAACUAAGCUUAUUACUCUGAGUUUGGACACUGGAUUCGUAUGGCUAACGUCAGUGAAUCGAGGACCCCAGGGGAUGCCAGACGCAGGGCACCUCAGCUGUGUGUAUGUGGGGGAAUUCAAAUGCUACCUGACUCACAUCUGUAUACUCAGAAACAUUAUGUAAAAAAAAAAAAAUAUUAAAAGCAAGAUAAGCAGAUGUUGAUCCACUACCGCCAAAGCAAAUACUCCUUAAUUGUUAGUGUCUGUGUGAAUGAAGUCCUGUAUAGAUCACAAAUUUUUAUAGAAAAAUCUAAGACACUGAAUUAUUUCUUCAAUAUAUAUGAUCCUUUGGUGUACUGUGAUCUCGCUGCUUUUAUCCAUACGUCAGCUUUGGUUCUUGUGAGUUUACCUGCUUAUUAGGCUACUCGGGGUCCAUUCAUAGUGUGGGGAAGAAUGAUUUUUACCCUGCAGGAGGAGGUCUCAUUGACAUAAUCCUGCUUGUCCCCAAAGAAAUUGUUUGCCUUGUACUCCUGUUAACUUUAGAGCUAGACCUGGGAAUGAUUCAACUUUAAGCCUUAACCUGGAAUUUUCUGGAUUUGAGGGAAUUCCCAAGCCUAUGAUCAUGUUUCACAUUCUUUUUCUUAGGAAUCUUCUUUCCUCUCUUUUCGGGUGAUAAGUCUUUAAAAGUAGAGAUUGAACUUGUAUCAUAGGAUUACUCUCUAAGUGUGUAAAUGUGUAAUUACGUAUGGUAUUUAGAGAAUCCCCCUGUGUCCAGUUUGUCAAUUGAAUGCAUUUAGGUUUACUUGGAAAGUCAGAGAAAUUUAUUCUUUGGUGUUAAAUCAGACUGAGGCUUUUGCCUUCUUUGGAACAAAAGAUUAUUCAUAAGCCAAUGCAUAUAGGUUUAAUUUGCACUGGUGCAUGCGUCACCAAGGGGACACUAAGUAAGGCCUUCAAAUAGUUACUACAAGUCUUGGCCUGAGGUUAUUUCAAAAUGAACGAUUUCACAUAUAACCAAUACGACAAGAAAGUGUAUAUAUUUUAUACAAAUACCUGCUACAUAUAUAUAUGUAUGUGUACAUAUAUAUAUGUUAGAUGAAAUAUAUAUAUGGCUUCAGACCGUAGGCACAAUGGCUGUAUAGCCCCAAAAAUUUAAUUUAAAGAAAUGUACGUGUAGGCACACACAAUCGUGCAUAAGUUAUUUGACUUAUUUUGGAUUGAAAUAUAUUUUGGAAGACAGAAAUAUAUGGAGUAGCAAAAUAAUUUAGACGACUUCUAAGAGUUAUCCAGAAAAUUAAAUUUUAUUAGGUUAAAAUGCCCCAGAAAUCUUGUGUCUGUAAAUUAGGUCUGUGGCUUCUUUGUUACCAUAUGCCAAUCAAUACUUUCACUGCAUUCUGUGGCCAACUGUUACUGUUAGGACUGCAGAGACGAAGUAGCUGUCCUUUGCAGUGUUUAUGAAUUAUAUGCAUUUGAAUGAGCAAUUUUUUUCUUUUUUCUCAGGUGGACUGAAGCUGACAGUAAAGUAGAUUUUGAGAGUAGUGCAAAUCCUUCCUCUCUGGUUAAAGUACACUGCCAAAAGCCAUCUCUUUAGUCUAAGAAAAAGAUUUAAAAUGCAUGUUGAUACAUCCUAACUAUCAGACAACUUCCACUAUUACAAUGAAAAAUCUGUUCCACUCUCAGGUGCCUUUGAAGACUCUUUGAGAAGUAGAUUUCAAAAACAGAGAUUGAAAAAUCUGCCUGUUUUACUGGCGAAGGACAUUUGCAUUUUUUCAUUUAAAGGAAUUAGUUUGUUCUGUUUAGCUCAUUCCUCUUGGAUACUUUCUGUUCUAAUACACAGAAAGCUUGAUCAUCAUUGAUCCACAGAAAUAUCUUUUAUUUAGCCAACCUCAACUUUCCAAGAGUUAUGCCUGGUGUUCCCAUCUGAAUGUGCUGUUUGCUUGGUUUAAAUGCCUUGGUCUGAGUAACUCUCAUGAUUUAUAUGAUUAAAAACAUGUAAGCCCAUUGAUCAAGAACAAUGACUAAUUCUAUUUGGCCUUUCUAAUAUGUAAGAUAACUCAUAAAGG
Molecule: messenger RNA, 3128 nt
Organism: Balaenoptera musculus (blue whale)
Lineage: Eukaryota; Metazoa; Chordata; Mammalia; Artiodactyla; Balaenopteridae
Gene: C1QL3
Product: complement C1q like 3
Exons: 2
Coding region: 313-1080 (255 amino acids)
Molecular function (GO): protein binding
Source: RefSeq, a predicted model, not a curated record